AGCACUACUAAAUGGUGUCUCAUCGUGGUAUAGCACCAGAGAAAGCACGCCUGUUGCAAAUAAGAAAGGACUUAAUUUACGGCACAGUGACAGCUGCACGUCGUCGUCGAGAGUGUCUGAGAGGUGCGACUGUCAGAUUCCUGUGGUCCUCUCCAACAGCCCAAGGAUUCUACCCAAGUAAUGUGAGUCUUCACAGCAUCCAUAACAGCCCAUCUAAUCCUUGUCUUCCUGCUCAGCAAAGUCGAAAUUACAGUCCAGAGCUGUAUGAUACCAGCAUACACACAACAGAGUUCACAGAGGAGAAACUCGGCCAAGCAGAGAAGACCGAGCUGGAUGCUCACUUUGAGAGCUUGCUUGCAAGAGCCGAUUGCACCAAGAACUGGACAGAAAAAAUCUACAGGCAGACGGAAGUUCUACUGCAGCCAAACCCAAUCGAUCACACUGGUGCCAGGAUUGAGGAAUUCCUUUAUGAGAAACUUGAUCGGAAAGUUCCUUAUCGAGCCACCAAUGGAGAAAUACUGGGACAAUAUAUGCUUGAGGCAGCCAAGGAAUUUGGUUCAGGAACUCCCUAUGGAAGUACCUUGAUUCAAGUGGGUGACUGCCAGAGGAGGCUGGGAGGAGCUGAGCGUGAGUUUCUUCAGACCUCUGCCAUUAGCUUCCUCACUCCCCUACGGAACUUUCUGGAAGGGGACUGGAGGACCAUAACGAAAGAAAGGAGGCUUCUGGAGAACCUGCGGUUGGAUCUGGAUGCCUGUAAAGCCAGGCUAAAGAAGGCCAAGGCCGCCGAGGCCAAGGCCGCUUGUGAGGGAGAAACAGUGCCAGACUUCCAUGAGACCAGACCUCGGAAUUAUGUGCUGUCUGCCAGUGCGUCAGCGCUCUGGACCGAAGAGGUGGAGAAAGCAGAGCAAGAGUUGCGGGCAGCGCAGACCGAGUUUGACCGCCAGGCGGAGGUCACGAGGCUCCUGCUGGAGGGAAUUAGCAGCACGCACGUGAACCACUUGCGGUGCCUGCAUGAGUUUGUGGAGGCCCAGGCCGCAUAUUACGGUCAGUGUCACCAUGUCAUGCAGGAGCUACAGAAAGAGCUGAGAAGUGCCAAUGGAGAUGUAAGAUACCCUAACUCAUUUGUGGUGAAUCCCAGGUCUGUUCGAUGCCCUUCGCUUGACCCCUCCUCCACCGUGCCCGUAAACUCCUUGAGCCCAGAGGUGGAGGCCCUUCAGAUUGAGGAGGUGCAUCCACCCGCAAGCGGCACGCGCAGAGCUAAGGUCCUGUAUGACUAUGACGCUGCUGACACCAGCGAGCUCUCGCUCCUGGCUGAUGAGCUUAUUACAGUGUACACAGUGCCAGGAAUGGACUCUGAUUGGCUGAUUGGGGAGCGAGGAAACCAGAAAGGGAAGGUGCCCGUAACAUACCUGGAGCUCUUGAGUUAAAGAGGUUAUCUAAAUGCAUACAGUGAUGUGCUAUUACAUGCAUUAACAUGUAAUAAUAAGUAGUUAUAAACAGAUUCAGACGUGGACUCAGUUUCAUACUUUUGACUAAGAUAACUUUUUUUUUUUGUAAUCUGAGAGUUUAUUUAUUUUAAUGUCAAUCUUCGUUUACUGUCUCUUGGCAGCACUGAGAAAACAGUUCUUGGUUAUAGUUUAAGGCCUUUAAUUUCGUCCUCAUGAUAUAGUGAGAUCGCAGGCAGUUCAGGUAUUCUCAUAUAACAUUCUUACUAAUACAAGCCUUUCAGCAUUUACAGACAUAAAUCAGAGGAAUCUCUAAUAUGUCGACUCAUGGAUUGUGUUUUACAAUAUUACCACCAAAAUAUCCUCAAAGCCAAAAACUAGAUAAAAGUUAAUAGCUACAUCAUGCCAAAUGCUUGAAUUUGAAAUCUACAGAAGUUUAGAUAUAGAUAUGUGCCUGACUUAACAUUUCUGGACCCAAAAAUAGCUGGUGCACCUAUAACUUAUAACUUAACCUGACUAUAACUCGUCACCUGCUAGUCCAUCUCUAACUUAUCAUAUCCUGUCUGCUCAUAAGCUAAUGUCGGUAAGUUCUAAUGUCUUAACUUCUUGCCUGUUUGCGCGCUUUGGUCUCUCAGCAUCCGGGAACGCCUGCCUGAGCUUCUCUCGUUGGCCUCUGUUAUCUACUUUCUUAACAGCUGAGUGAGGCAAGCCUUGUGUGACUCAGCGUGAACACUGUUUACACAGGCACUGCUGGCCAAUCUUCUGGAAUCAGUUCGUAGAAGUGUUUAGUACAGUCUCUGAGGCCGUGACACCCCUCAGAAUUGUCUCCAUUAGUUGAGAAUGAAUGCAAGUCGAGCAAGUUGUCUUUAUGGCUAGCACCGUGAGACCGCAGGGACUAGUGGGGGAGAGGCUAUUAGGGUUGCUAUGAGACAGGGAAGAACUUAUGCUGUGUAUAGAUCGACUGGGAACAUGACUCGAGAAUUGGAAGUAGGUAAUGAUUUAAGAGGAAUGGUGUGCAAAGAUGCUCUAAAGUUUCCCAGCGAAAUGGGUUUUGAAAUUUAAAUAUAAUUGAAAUAAAAUGGGUUUUAGUAGAAGACUUACAGGACCUAAAACAUUGACAUUCAAUCAUUUAAAUCACAACUAACUAAACUGACUCAUGUUAGCAAACAACACAAAUUAUCUAAGGCAUCAACAAGCAAGCAAAAGCUUAAAAAACUUAAAGGUGAAGCAAUGCCUGUCCUGACAAGCAAAUACAGAUUUGAUAAUGUUGGAUAGCAGUUGAUUUUCCGAUUUCUUCCAUUUAUGUGCUGAUAUUGGCAUUUAUUAAUAAGCAACAGAGUGCAAAGAGCAGCGGAGUGAACAGAUCGAAAAUUCGGGAAACAGGAUUUUUACAAACGUGCUUGCGCCAGUGGGGUUUCCUUUGAGUUGUGCGCCAAGUCUAGUUCUGAACUAAUAUGCAUGGUCCCUAGGAGGUCCGUUCUGAAGUUCCUCCAUAAUCUAGAAUUAUCCUUGUGUCGAAAUAAUUAGAAAAAAAUUAAAAAGCCCUUGCUUUGAAUUUGCAAAUUUAGAUGGAAAAUGUUCAGAAUCUUUAUUCAAAAUACAAAAUAAGGCAUUUAAUAAGUAGAUAUCAGCAAAGAUGUCAAGUGUAAUACGAAUUGUUGCCACACAAGCCUCAAAGUAAUCUUGUGUUAAGGAAUCUUUACAAAUCAUGUUCAUAAGAAAUGAAUGUGCUGGUUUGAUUUGAGAUCGUUUUGAAAUGUGUAUUGCUACAUUCCAUUGUUUUUGUAACCCCUCUUUGUUAGAAUAAUUGUAUAUGUCAGAGUUGCUUUAUUAUAAACUCGGUCUGUAGCAGUGGCAGGCAACUUUGUAAAUUAGUUUUCUACUAACCACUCUGCUUGAGUAGUUAGGUCUGUUGAAGCAUAUUUCACUACACCGGAAGUUGACUGAAUCUGAAUGUGAAAAUUUGAAUUGGAGUGAAAUGACAUUGACACAUUUAUACUCUCUCUGUUGGAUUUCUGCAUGAAGUUUCUCUCCAUGUUAAUGUUGUUUUAAAGAAGCCCAGAGGACCUUUUGUUCAGCUAUUGGUUCUGUCUGUGAGUCAAUGAGACUAUAGGGUGUUUCAAUCCUGAGCAAGUGGGUAAUUUUCUGUCCCGUGAUUAUAGAUGUACUUCUUGGCCAUAACAUUUGUGUUAAAAAUACGCUCCCUGAUGGACAAGAUGUUUGUUGGUCUGCUUUAAACAGAAAAUGUUUUGAAGAUAAUAUAUAAUAUUAGCCAUUCAUUGUCAAAAUUAACUCUCUUUUUUUAAAGCAUGAAUUAAAAAGAUUUCUUUUAAUGAUUAUUGUUUAAUAUCACUCAUUAAUAGCAUUAUCACCAUUCAGCUUUUAUUGUUGUUUUGUAUAUUUAUUGCUGCUGCUAUUGUUUGUGGCCAAAGAUCUGGUAGAAGACAGUGAAUAUGGUAACACUUUACGUUCAGAUUUCAUCACUAGCCAACAUUUAAUGAACCAUGAGCUUUAGCAUUAAUGAACCAUAAGUAAUUAACAAUUUCAUUAAUAGCCCUCUGUAAUACUCCUGGGCAAAUUGGCUAAACUGGAAAAAUCCAGAGGAUUUUAAUUGCCUUGUUACCAUUACCCGUGGUUCACUAAUGGUCAAGUUCAUGGUCUGUUCGUUUAUAAAAAUAUGGUAGUCUGCAUUUCCAUCGAGGUUCAAAUGCAGUUGGUACCACUACACUGUCAGUCUGACUUAUUUGCUUAGUGUGACGUAAGGAGUUAAUGUUGGGUUCACAAGAGGGGCCAUUUGUGCUUGCCUGCCCUAUUGCUAAGUGACUGCCUGUGUUGUUGAUGGCAUUAACGUUUUUCCUUUUACCUUUCUCUCCACUGUAUUUAUUGCCUGGAAUGUAAUAAAAGUAACCUCGAUUGAUA
This is a messenger RNA of Electrophorus electricus (electric eel), 4364 nucleotides long. The record is from RefSeq and is a predicted model, not a curated record. NCBI's taxonomy places the organism in Eukaryota, Metazoa, Chordata, Actinopteri, Gymnotiformes, Gymnotidae.